This is a messenger RNA of Chironomus riparius, 2257 nucleotides long. The record is from the annotation of a GenBank genome assembly. NCBI's taxonomy places the organism in Eukaryota, Metazoa, Arthropoda, Insecta, Diptera, Chironomidae.
GUCACUUUUUGCAUCUCCGAGACACAUUUUCACUGUGUUUUUUGCAAAUAAAAGUUAAGUAAUUUUCUUAAUAUUAGACAAAUGUAAUUAUUGAUUUAAUUAAUAAAGCAUUCGUCUAAUUAACAUCAGAAGUCUGCAAUAGAUAUAAAGGAGUUCUGAUGAAAUCAUAAGAAUAAUUAAUACGAAACUUCAAAAGUAAGUUAAAGAGCAAAUAUCAAGUCUUGUGAUUUCAUCGAUUUGAUAACAAAAAAAAAUUUGACGAUUUAUAUCGGUGAUUAAGAUAAGAGCAUAGACAGCACAGUGAAAAAUGGAGAGCACUGGAAGUACAUUUCCGAAAUGGCAAUUAGCUAUAUUAAUUGGAACUCCAGUUGCUUUAGGUCUCGGAUAUUUGUAUUGGAAGAAUCAGAAUCAAUCAAUUGAGGAAGGCACAGAUGAUGAUAAAACAGAAUUAAAGAAGAAAUUGACAGGAGAUACAAAAUCCAUAUCGAUUGAUGGUGAUACAGCAAAGUCAGCAAGUAGUAAUGCUAAUUCGCCAACAACUAAUGCGAGCAAUGGAAUCCCAAAAGAGUUUGAAAGCAAACAAUUUAAAAAGUUGUCACCGUUUGAAAAGGCUGUAAAGUAUAAGGAAUCAGGAAAUGAUUGCUUUAAAAAUGGCAAAUAUGAUGGUGCCAUUGAGCUAUACGAUAAAGCUAUUGAAAUUUGCCCAAAAUCAAACAGCAUUGACUUGUCACAAUUCUAUCAAAACAGAGCAGCUGCAUAUGAGCAAUUGAAAAAAUGGAGUAAUGUCUCGGACGAUUGCACAAAAGCUCUUGAAUUAAAUCCAAAAUACGUGAAAGCUCUCCAUAGACGUGCUCGUGCAUUUGAAAACUUGAAACAACUCGAAUUGUGUCUUGAAGACGUUACAGCUGUUGCAAUCCUUGAAGGAUUCCAAAAUAACAAUAGUCUGAUUUUUGCCGAUCGCAUUUUGAAAGAACUUGGAUUGAUGCAUGCUAAAGAAGCAAUGAUUAAUAAGGAACCAGUCGAGCCUUCCACAAACUUUGUUACAUCGUACUUUAAGUCGUUUUCACAAGAUCCAAUUCAUAAAGUUGUUGUAAGCAGUACAGAACCAAAAGGCUUCUUAAAAGCCAGCAAAGCAUUUAAAAAUGGACAAUACAAUGAAGUUGUCUCAGCGUGUAAUGAGGAAAUUGAGAGUAGUGAAGAUGAUUCUGACUAUAAGCUCGAAGCUAUUUUAUUGCGCGGAACAUAUUACCUCCUAUCCGGUCAAUUCGAUAAGUCAUUGACUGACUUUAAUCAAGUUAUUAAUAAUAAAGAUGCUGAUCCUAAAUUGAGAUCAAAUGCAUUAACAAAACGCGCUAGCUUACAAAUGCAAACUGAUCAACGAGAAGCCUCAUUUAGUGACUUUGAAGCAGCAAUAAAACUUGAUCCAGAAAAUCCCGACAUUUAUCAUCAUCGUGGACAAGUCUAUUUAUUAGUCGAACAACUUGACGAUGCCGUUAAUGACUUUACAAAAGCAACAGAUUUAGCACCCAAAAACCCCAUCACAUAUGUCCACAAACUAUACUCAGAAUACCGUCAGGCUGUUAACGAACAAGACAAUACAAAACUCUUCGCUAAGAUUGAAGAAUUUAGCGAAACUGUUAAAAACUAUCCAGAAUGCAUUGAAGUGUACAGUCUCUUCGCACAAAUCUUGUCAGAUCAACAGCAAUUCCAACUGGCUGAUGAUUAUUUCGAAAAAGCAAUGAAUUUGGAACCAAAUAAUGCCGGAUUAUACGUUCACAGAGGAUUAUUGUUGCUGCAAUGGAAAGGUGACAUAAAUGAAGCACUAAAACUUCUUGAGAAGGCUAUAGAAGUAGAUGAGAAGUGUGAAUUCGCCUACGAGACCUUGGGAACCGUAGAAGUUCAAAGAGGGAAUUUGGAACGAGCUAUUGCACUAUUUGACAAUGCAAUGAAACUAGCAAAGAGCGAGAUGGAAUUGACACACAUAUUUUCAUUACGGGAUGCAGCGCAAGCACAAUUGAAUGUUACAAAAAAGAUGGGAUUAACAUUAGCAUCCUUAAUGUCUAAUUUGCCCAAUUUUUAAGCAAACCGGUUACUUUUUUUUGUUCUUUUUUUUAGAAAAUUUAAUAUGAGGAUAUAGAAUCGCUUGACAGAAAAGAAAUUCACGAUAAAGGAUUUAAUUUAGAAACUUAUCAGAUUUUUGUUGUUUCCUUUGCGACAUAUAUGCAUUCAAAAAUAAAGUAUACACUUAUUACAAAUG